AAAGUCCAAAAAAAAACAAGCUUUCAACUCGAAACUUGCUAGUAACAGAGCUCCGCGCUAUUCCCAAUUGUUCCUCAUUCCAUUUGCUUCUCUAUUAUGAGAAUCAUAGAAAGAUUCACCGCCACUCUUCAACGAGGCCCAUUCAACUCCACAAUCCAGAUCCGUUUCAAGAAACCCGCCAACACGGCUCAGACCCGUUUAGAGACUCGUGCUCGGGACCCGAAACUCGACCUCCUCACAUUCCACCACCGCCGGCUUGAACUCGUUCUGAGCAUCCACAAGCUCAUCUCCGCCAAGAAACGUGGGCCAUUUGUCUCCGUACAGCUCCUCUCCAGAUGGGCUCCACACGCCGGAAUCGAUACAGUAACUGCUGGCGCUUUUAUACGGAAAUAUCCCCAUGUGUUCGAGGUAUUUACGCACCCGAUUCAGCGAAAUGUUUGCUGUAAAUUUACGCCGAAAUUUAUCGAAUUGUUAAAGCGAGAAGUUGAAAUUUUAUGUGAAAUGGAAGAUAUUAAUGUGGUUAAGAUAAGAAAGCUAUUAAUGAUGUCUGUGAAUGGGAAAAUUCAUUUACAUGCAAUUAGAUUGAUUAGGAGAGAACUGGGUUUGCCUGAAGAUUUUAGAGAGUCCAUUAUUCGAAAAUAUGAUAAUGUUUUUAGAUUAUUUGAUUUGGAGAUAAUGGAAUUGGUUGAUAGGAAUGAAAAUAAUGAGAGUUCGAGUUAUGUGGCGGAUGUUGAGAUGUGGAGAGAAAAGGAGUAUAGAGAGAAAUGGUUAAGUGAAUUCGAGACAAAAUAUGCAUUUCCAAUUAAUUUCCCAACGGGGUUUAUGAUAGUUCCAGGAUUUAGGGAGAAACUAAGGAAUUGGCAAAGGCUUACGUAUGUGAAGCCGUAUGAAAGAAUGGAAAAUGUUAGCAUCCGUAGUUUUGGAGGAGUUGAAAGGUACGAAAAGCGAGCAGUGGGUAUUUUUCACGAGCUCUUGUGCUUGACGGUUGAGAAAAAGGUGGAGGUUGAGAGAUUGGCGCAUUUUCGGAAGGAUCUUGGUGUUGAGGUUAACAUACGUGAGCUUCUUUUGAAACAUCCGGGGAUUUUUUAUAUUUCGACUAGAGGGAACACACAAAUGGUUUAUCUUAGGGAAGCAUAUGAUAAAGGGUGUUUGGUAGAACCAAAUCCGGUUUAUGACGUGAGGAGGAAAAUGUUGGAGCUUAUUUUAUUGGGGUGUCGUAAUACUAAAGAAUUGAGAGAGUGGUCAGAAGUUGAGGAUAGAAGAAAAGUGUGUAAUGAAAAUGAACUUGGCGUGAGAGAUGGUGAUUUUGUUAUUCCAAUUUUAGAGAGCUUUCCCAACGGCAAGAUAUGACUAUCAUCCCAGCAAGAGUGGUGAUUCAUCGGAAGUGGUGUUUGAUGAGCUUUAUGAGAAGGAAAUCAAUGAUGAGACAGAUCUUUAAGAAUGAUAUGGAUUCUUUGUGGAAUAAUGAUUUAUGAUCACAACCGGACUUCUUUCUGCCAUUGGCUGCCUGAGACAAAUGGACUGGAAUCUAAUAGGUUCUUGACUGCUAUAUUUACGCGGCAUGCAUCCUCUCUUUAUGCACCUGUUCUCAGUUCUCACAGAUGAGAGACCAGAGAAUUCGGUAUUCUGACAUUGAUGGGUGUUGCUUAUUGCAGGUAAAGAUUGUCAUUUGUUUCCUUUAUGUGAUUGCUUUUUUUCCUAAGGCUACUGGAGAUGAUGAACUGACCUGGAUUCACAGGAUUCAAGUGAUCUAGGCAAGUAUGACCACAUUUUUCUUGUCCAAAUUAUCAAUUAUGGUUCACUUUUUUCAGUAUUAUAUAUCAGGCAAUCUUUGCAAUGCUUAUUUUUUGCAGCAUUCUUUCCCAAAAUUGUCUGGUGCAAAUCAUAAACAAUGAUAAUAUAGGAUCAGUAAUGGUGAUGAAAAAUGUAUUAGAAGAUUAAAUUUCAACCUUGGUAAAGAAAAUAUAUGACGUGUGUGUGUGAGAGAGAGAGAGAGAGAGGACAUUUUUUUUUCAAGUGAUUCUUUACUUGGGCCCUUAGAUUCUAUUCUAGUCUACUAAUGCUGUUGUGUGGAUUUCUGAGCGAAGGAAAACUAGGUUUCUCUCAGAAUCGCGACAAAACCCGAAUUGCUCUCAUGGAGAUUGAGAUUAACAUGCUACAAUGUUUGCACAAAGUUCCAGCACGGGUUUCAGGGAAGCCAUCUCUUGUUGUUUGAGCUCCAUUAAUCUUUUGUCACACAAAAUCUCAGAGAAAUGACUGUUGCAUUGACGAGGAGCUUGCUGGGAGCAUCCCCUGUAACAAUUGACAUUUAGUGCAAAGUGUUGCAAAGUAUGUAAA
Messenger RNA from Olea europaea var. sylvestris, 2337 nucleotides. RefSeq names its product protein ROOT PRIMORDIUM DEFECTIVE 1. The transcript is spliced from 2 exons. The coding region runs from base 97 to 1350 and encodes 417 amino acids. Gene Ontology annotation, molecular function: RNA binding. NCBI's taxonomy places the organism in Eukaryota, Viridiplantae, Streptophyta, Magnoliopsida, Lamiales, Oleaceae. The record is from RefSeq and is a predicted model, not a curated record.